Messenger RNA from Silurus meridionalis, 4425 nucleotides. Its product is annotated as alpha-2-macroglobulin-like protein 1. Gene Ontology annotation, cellular component: extracellular region. NCBI's taxonomy places the organism in Eukaryota, Metazoa, Chordata, Actinopteri, Siluriformes, Siluridae. The record is from RefSeq and is a predicted model, not a curated record. The coding region runs from base 21 to 4160 and encodes 1379 amino acids. The transcript is spliced from 34 exons. Gene Ontology annotation, molecular function: endopeptidase inhibitor activity.
AUGUCACACUUCUAAAGAAAAUGAAUAUAAAACAGGACUAUUACCCCUGUGUCAAAUUUCAGGUUCCUGUCGUAAUCACCGAAUCAGUGGCUUCUAUUGAAAUUCAGGUGACAGGCCAGAACCUGUUCCUGAACAAGACAACGAAGAUCCUCAUCACGCCUUCGACUCAACUGACUUUCAUUCAGACGGACAAACCAAUUUAUAAACCGGGACAAACAAUUUACUUCCGCAUCGUGUCUCUGGAUUCCAGUUUCCGCAUCUACAAUCAGAUGAUUCCAAUAAUAGAAGUGCAGGACCCGAACUCCAACCGCAUCGGUCAGUGGCUGAACGUCACCAUGAACAGCGGCCUUGUGGAUCUGUCAUACCCCAUAAACUCUGAGGCCACAAAAGGAUUUUAUGCGAUCACAAUCUGGAACGAGAAAAAUGAGAAGAUCUACAAAACGAUUGAAGUCAGGGAUUACGUGCUGCCCACGUUCGAAGUGACCGUCCAACUUCCUCCAGUCAUAACCAUCCUAGACACUUAUGCUACGCUGAAAGUUAACGCCAAAUAUACAUACGGGAAGCCGGUGAAUGGUACGGUGAAGGCCACCGUCUGCCAUAACAGUUACAGAUACUGGUGGUUCUCGCGAGACAGCUCAAGCAUGUCAGACGUCUGCAAGAACUUUACCAUGAAGACUGAUAAGACAGGAAGUGCACAAUGGGUUUUAAAUCUAAAUGAAUUUGCAUUAACUGAUUCACGCUAUGAAAAUGUCUUCAAUGUUCAGAGUACAGUGGAGGAAUAUGGCACUGGUGUGAUCAUGUCUGGUUCUGGCAGCUCAACUAUAACAUCUAAUAUCAUCACGCUGUCGUUUGAGGAUUCGCCCUCAACGUUUAAACUCGGAAUGAUGUACGAGGGAACGAUCAAGGUGACCGGCCCAGACUCCAAUCCUAUGCAAAAUAAAGUAGUGUUUCUGACUGUACAAUAUGGUAAAGAUAAAAAUUCAGUCAAGAAGCUGAUCACAGAUGACAAAGGCAUCAUAAGAUUUUUCCUCAACACUGAACCAUGGGGUCUGGAUUCAGUUACUUUACAGGCUCAGUAUGAGAUGACCAACAGACCAGUUGUAGAUGUGCAGAAUCAGCUCACACCACAGUAUCCCUCAGCGUUCCUCUCUCUUCAGCCUUUUUACUCCAACAGUCUGAGUUUUAUUCAGCUGAAGAGCAGCUUGAAGCCUUUCAGCUGCAAUAAACAUGCUGUUAUUGAAGCUCAGUACCUGAUACAUGACAAUGCACACCGACAACACCAGAACACCUUCUCCUUCUUCUACAUGGUGAUGUCCAAAGGGCAUUUGGUUCAGCAUGGAAGUCUUCUGGCUCCCAUAAAGCCUGGAGGAGUGCAAAAGGGUUCGCUGUUUCUGUCACUGGAGAACAUGCUGGAGCUCUCACCAGUAGCUCAAGUGGUCCUGUACACAAUCCUUUCCACGGGUGAGGCCGUGGCAGACAGCAUGGACUUCCACAUCCAGCUGUGUUUGCCUAACAAGGUGUCUCUGAAUUUCUUACAAUCUUCUGAGCUUCCUGGUGGUCAGGCGUUACUGAUGCUGCGAGCAGCUCCAGGAUCCCUGUGUUCAGUGAGAGCCAUUGAUCAGAGUCUGCUACUGCUGCAACCAGAGACCGAGCUCAACACUGAAUCUGUGUUUAACAUGCUGCCUGUCCAGUCGUUAUCCGGAUAUCCAUACAGCGUUUAUGAUGAGGAUUCAAACCAGUGUUCUUGGAAUCGCCCCAUCAUGGAGAACAUAGCUAUAGCACCAAGAUUUGGUUAUUAUCCUAACUACGGAAAAAUUGACGUGUACAACACCUUUAAAGAUAUUGGAAUCAAAAUCAUGACCAAUGCCAUAAUUCAGAAACCUUCUGAGUGUUUAUACAAUGUUAUGUAUUUGAGUGAAGCUGCAGGUGUAAACGCACCGCUCGCUUUUGCCAGAGGAGAUUCUUCGAGUUCCUCACAAUCCGUUGUUACGAUACGCAAAUUUUUCCCAGAGACGUGGAUCUGGGAUCUCGUUUUAGUCAGUCAGACUGGAGGGAUGGGCGUUACUAAAACGGUCCCAGACUCCAUCACAACGUGGCAGGCAGACGCCUUUUGUACCUCACCUAUCGGGUUUGGAGUCGCCCCGAAAACCGAGCUCACAGCCUUCCAGCCUUUCUUUGUGAGCCUCACCAUGCCAAGCUACGUCAUCCGAGGAGAAGUUUUCACGCUCAAAACCACCGUCUUCAACUACCUCCAAAGCUGUAUGAUGGUAAAGGUGAGUUUAACCGACUCAAAACAGUUCUCAGUGCAUGAGUGCAGUGCAGGAUGUAGUUUCAAACAGUGUCUGUGUGCUGAUGAGAGCUGGACCAUCUCAUGGACCAUCACACCACUGGUUCUCGGAGAGGUGAGCAUCAAUGUGACGGCUGAAGCCAUUCAGUCCUCGAUUCUGUGUGGAAAAAUUGCGGUUUUUGUACCAGAGAAAGGACGCAUUGACACAAUCAUUAAAACACUGCUGGUGAAGGCUGAAGGAGCAAAACAAUAUAAAAGCUACAAUGAACUACUUUGUACAGAUGGAAAUGCUGUUGAAAAGAAGGUCUCGCUGAACCUGCCUGAUGUGUUCGUGUCUGGUUCAGCCGUGGCUUCAGUCUCUGUUCUGGGAGAUCUGAUGGGUCGAGCUCUACAGAACCUGGCGAGUCUCCUGGCGAUGCCGUACGGUUGUGGAGAGCAGAACAUGCUGCUUUUCGCCCCCGACAUCUUCAUCCUGGAGUACCUGGAGAGCACCAACCAGCUCACACCUGCAAUCAGGAGCACAGCUGAGACCUUCCUCGUGAGCGGAUACCAGAGAGAACUGACCUACAAGCACAAUGAUGGGUCUUACAGUGCUUUUGGGAUGAGCGAUGCAUCAGGCAACACCUGGCUGACAGCGUUCGUGAUGAAGUCUUUCGGAAAUGCGAAGAGAUACAUUUUUGUGGAUCAGGAGCUUGUGGAUCAGGCGAAGGCCUGGCUCGGUCAACAGCAGCAGGAAAACGGAUGCUUCGCCUCAGUAGGACAACUUAUACACACCGAUAUGAAGGGAGGAGUGAAUGAUGAAGUGACCCUCUCAGCGUACAUCACUGCUGCAAUGCUGGAUCUCGGCUACACGAGUACGGAUCCUGUGGUGAGCAAAGGUCUCGAUUGCCUGAGGAACGCGUACACUCAGGUGAACUCCACCUACACCAAUGCUCUUCUCUUCUACACCUUCACCCUCGCUGGAGAUUCAGCGAUGAGGAACACACUGAUCUCGGGUCUGGAUGCAAAGGCCAUAAUCUCAGGAGGUGGAAGGCACUGGAGCAGAGAGGAUGGUGGGUCUGUGGUGGACUCUUUGGAGGUGGAGAUGACCUCGUAUGUGCUUCUGGCUCUGAUGUCUGGACCAUUAUUGUCUGGGUUUGAUCUGGGUUACAGCUCCAGCAUCGUAUACUGGCUUUCCCAGCAGCAGAACGCCUUCGGGGGCUUCGCGUCUACACAGGACACUGUGGUGGCUCUCCAGGCUCUGGCCAAGUACAGUCUGGCCACCUUCAGUCCAUCAGGAACUCUUACUGUUACUGUAACAUCACCAUCAGGACAGAUUACCACGUUUACCAUCAAUCAGAGUAACAGGCUGCUGUAUCAGGAGAGUCAGCUGCAGGAGCUUCCUGGAGAUUAUAACAUCAGAGCAGAAGGGAAAGGAUGUGUGUACGUGCAGUUUACUUUGAGCUACAACAUCCCUCCUCCUCCUGACGCCUCUUCAUUUACUGUCUCAGCCUCAGCAUCUGGAAACUGCAAUGUCCCAAAUCCCUCUCUGGAACUAACCAUAACUGUCAUGUAUAAGGGUCAGCGUGUGGAGACCAACAUGGUGGUCAUCAAAGUGAAUCUUCUUUCUGGAUUCAGCGUGGAUGAGACGUCUGUGCGUCUUGUGAAAAGCAACUCGAACUCGACCAAUGGAUCUGUGAAGCGUGUGGAUCAAACUGAUGGUGAAGUCAUUAUCUAUCUGAAUGGACUGACAAACGGAGAUGAGAUGGUCUACAGCCUGACCACUGUGCAGGCCUUCGCAGUGGAGAACCGGAAACCUGCUGUAGUGAUGGUUUACGACUAUUACGAGACUGGAGAUUCUGCUCUAACUGACUACACCUCACCAUGUACUUAAUACAGAAAAUCUGCUGUUUCCUCUGAUAUUUUCUUCAUACUUUUAUCCAUCGUAAAACGUUUCACAAGUUUAAUAACUAUAAUAAAUAAUGGUUUUAUUUUACUUAAAGAAAAAUAUCUUAUCAGCUUAACUGUGCAGUGUGACUUGAUUUGGUGUGACUCAAACACAAUGCAGAAUAUAAAACAAAGAAACAGGGACUUGUAAUCUCACUUCACAAUGUACAAUGUCCUGAGAAGGAAUGUUGGAAAAUAAAUUAAAUGCCACU